GUGGCCGGGCCUCACCUGCCGGCAGGCCCGGGAGCCACCCGCCCCCAAGGCCCGUCUCCCGGGCGGGCGGGGCGGGAAAGUGGAGAGGCGAGGUGCGGGGGUCCGCGCGGAGGCCUGGAGCGCGGCCAGGUGAUGGUGGGCCCCUGCUGCUCCGGAGGAAAGGGGACCCGCAGAGCAGCCGUGCCCCGGUGCUGCCCCAGGCUGGCUUUUUGACAUCAGCCCCAGGGAAGUGGGCCAGCUCUGAGUUCGCCUGGUGCCCCUUAAGUGCCCUUAGGAUGAAGUGAUCAAAGCAUUAGGCUCUCCCCUGGCGAGGGGCACUGCCAGCGUUUGGGAACUCGGAGCAGAGAAAAAGGGCAGAAUGAUGCUGUCAGAGCAAGCCCAAAAGUGGUUUCCAACCCACGUGCAGGUCACAGUGCUCCAAGCCAAAGAUCUUAAGCCCAAAGGCAAAAGUGGCACCAAUGACACAUACACUAUCAUUCAGCUGGGCAAGGAAAAGUACUCCACCUCUGUAGCUGAGAAAACCCUUGAGCCAGUCUGGAAGGAAGAGGCGUCUUUUGAGCUACCUGGAUUGCUAAUGCAGGGGAAUCCAGAGAAAUACAUCCUUUUCCUCAUAGUUAUGCACAGGUCGCUGGUGGGUCUGGAUAAAUUUUUAGGACAGGUGGCAAUCAAUCUCAGUGACAUCUUUGAGGACAAACAAAGGAGGAAAACAGAGUGGUUUAGAUUAGAAUCCAAACAAGGAAAAAGAGCCAAAAACAGGGGUGAGAUAAAGGUCAAUAUUCAAUUUAUGAGAAACAAUAUGACAGCAAGUAUGUUUGACUUAUCAAUGAAGGACAAAACAAGAUCUCCAUUUGCAAAAUUAAAAGAUAAGAUGAAAGGUAGAAAAAAUGAUGGGACAUUUUCUGAUACAUCUUCUGCAAUCAUUCCGAGUACUCACAUGCCUGAUGCUAAUACCGAAUUUCCAAGUGGUGAAAUCCAGAUGAAAUCCAAACCAAAAAAGCCUUUUCUUUUGGGUCCUCAGAGACUUUCUUCAGCACAUUCAAUGUCUGAUUUAACUGGGUCCCACAUAUCUUCUGAGAAACUGAAGUCUGGCACCAUUGGUCAAACACAUCUUCUUGGGCGCCAGAUAGAUUCCUUUGGAGCAGUUCCAGAAAGUGGAAGUCUCAAAUCUCCACACAGAAGAACGUUAAGCUUUGAUACUUCUAAAACGAACCAACAUGACAACAGUGUGGAUGAAGGUGAAUCGUCCUUUGGAAGACAAAAUGACCAAUUGACAAAUGUGACUGCUUCAUUACCGCAAAAAUUUGCAACACUGCCAAGGAAGAAAAACCCAUUCGAAGAAAGCAGUGAAUCAUGGGACAGCAGCGUGAAUUUAUUUUCAAAAUCAAUUGAAGUAAGAAAAGAAAAUAAAAGAGAGAAAAGGGAGAAAGUUAGCCUGUUUGAAAGAGUAACUGGAAAAAAAGAUAGCAGAAGAUCUGAUAAACUUAACAAUGGGGGAUCAGAUAGCCCUUGUGACUUGAAAUCACCUAAUGCAUUUAGUGAAAAUCGUCAGGACUAUUUUGAUUAUGAGUCAACUAAUCCAUUUACAGCAAAAUUCAGGGCUUCAAAUAUAAUGCCAUCUUCAAGUUUUCAUAUGAAUCCGACAAGCAAUGAAGACCUCAGGAAAAUACUGGACAGCAACCCUUUUGAUGCCACUGCAGGGUAUCGGAGUCUGACCUACGAGGAGGUACUCCAGGAGCUAGUGAAACACAAAGAGCUGCUGAGGAGGAAAGACAGCCACAUCCGGGAGCUCGAGGACUACAUCGACAACCUCCUCGUGAGGGUCAUGGAGGAGACGCCCAGUAUUCUCAGAGUGCCGUAUGAACCGUCCAGGAAAGCUGGCAAAUUCUCCAAUAGUUAAUAAGCCAAUUGCACUGCUUUUAUAAUUAAAACAUAAAUAAAAGAGAAUGAAAAGAGAGGAAAGAAAGAAAAAGAGAGAAGAGAAAGAAAAACUUGUCAGUGAAAGAGAUUAUACGACCAGGUCUCAUUACAUAUUCUUCUGUUUGAUUUAGAAAAAUUGUUUUACCUUGUAAAUAUUAGCAGGGACUAUCAAAAGAGUGACCUUUGAAGUGAGUUAAAUAGUUUAAACAUUUAAAGUAAAAACGGGCCAGAUUCUCGAUGAAUAAGCAGUUCCUUAGGGUUCACUUAGGUGCUGGUGGCGGCCCACGAGUCUACCAGAGGCCUAGAAGUAUCUUCAGUAGUACAUGACUUAUUCCUCAGGAACAGAUUUCUCACAGCAGAAUUGAUAAUGUAGUUGGUUUCUCAGAAGUCAAUCUGUAGACAUAUUUAGCUGCAGGAAUACUGCUCAUUAUAAACACUACUAAAAAAACUUCAUAUUUUAUAUACAUAUAUAUGUACGUGAAUAUGUGUCCAUGUGUCUUUGUAUAUAAAAUACAUGCAUAUACCUCAUAUAUAAUGUGUUUUUAGAACAUUAGCAAAGACUGGUUGCCUCUAAGAUUGGGAUAUUACUUACAAUUUGAAAACGUAUGUGUGAUCUGUUGGUGCAGAACAAAUCAUUGUUACUAGUAUUAGGAUUUGUUACGCAGAAGCUGCUUCAAAUCACUCUUGACUACAUGAAGCUUGGUUUCAGAGCAAGCUGCUAUAUAUUAUUCCAGCUUCAAAUUUUUGCUGUUCUACUGGAAGUAGUGACCCAUAAUCCUUUCUUAAAGAAUGGCAUAUUUUGGGAAGCAUCAUUAACUUCACAACAGCAUGAAUUUCUUUGAAUUAAUUUUUGUAUCCUAAUGACUUGGGUUUUACUUAAACUAUAAGCAAAAGAUAAGUUAAUGUAAUUUGCUUUGUAGAGGUUCUGCAUGCCACCAUUAAAUCACUAGCAAAGAAAAUAUUAGCGAAUUAUAUCUGAAGACAAUUUUGGGGGAAAAAUGUAGGUAAUCAUCUGAUGCCUGAUAACCCAAAGCAAUGGGCAAAUUCUAGGAAUGAAGAAUUAGGCUUGGUUUCAAGUUACAUGAAUAAUAGAGCAGAUGGUUGCCUUUGGGUCUUCAACCAAAAUAAGAGUUUGUGAAGGAGGAGUGAGUUUUCAGAGCAGAUCUUUACUAGCAUGACGUUGAACCUUACUCUACAUCCCCUUUAAUAAUUGAUUUAUCACAAAAUGAUGUCUUUUUUUUAAAUCCACCCCUCCCAAAAUGUUGAUUACCUCUGUGAAGUAUCUAUAUAAUAUUUGUACAAAAGUAAUCUGAAAUUUAAAGUGAAAAACAAUGGUAUAAAAACGUUACUUAUCAUCUAGUGCUAAUUUUUCAACCUUAAAAAUCUAAAAUACUUACCAUGAAACACUGAAUUUAAAAUGAAAAUUUUAUCUACAUAUGGAGACCUCUAUAACCCCCCAAUCUUUUAACAAACCGUAUUUUUUCUAAUGUUUAUCCCUAUUAAACUUUAUUGAAAAUAAAAUUAAAGGCAGAUAUAAUAGUUUUGCUCAUUUUGGUAUUUUGAAUCAGAUAAUACUGGGCCAAGCUUAUAUACAUAAGCUAAAAGCGCUUGUUACUUUUAUUUUCUGAGUUUCUUUAUAUUUCCUGUGAGUUCAUAAUUUUGAAAUUCUGAAAAAUUUUCCCAAAUAGAAAUAAUUAAAUAAUUUUCUAAAAUCAGGAAAUGGGGAAAGAAAAAUAACUUUUGCCAGUUUUUCCCUCUACUUACAAUUAAAGUUCUGUAAUUAAUCUUAAAAUCUAGUGUAGAAUUUUAUUUUCUCAUUAGAGGUUUUGGUAGUUACUGUUUUUUUAACAUGGUGCCAUUUUUAAUUAACACUUAUUAAAUAUUACAAAAUUCUUAGCAUUUGGUUUUUCUGUAAGUAAAAUUGAGGCUUGUAUACUUUUUUUAAAUACCAAAAUUCACGUAUUCUCAGUAUUACAUCAGAUACCUGCAGGUAUUUUAAUAUGAUUUGGCCAAACUUGCUCUUUAUAGAAUGAACCAAGAUGUCAGUUUUGUAUUUGGGGGUUGUUUUAUGUAAAUAGAGCUCAUUAAAAAGUAUGGUUCAAGUACUGCUAUUCUUUUUAUGAGGAAGUUCAUUUUGCAAGAGCAAUUCUUUGCCUACAUAAAAAACCAUUAAGGAUUAAACUUAUUCAUAAGGAGUGAUUUGGCUAUAACUGAAUCAACAUUUUUAUCUUUAAAUCUGAGACAAGUAUUGUACUGAAAACUGAAUCUACAUUUAUCACUGCCUGAAAAUUUUCCGUUCCGAUGUUUAUGAAUUUUCACUCAUGACCUAGAGUAAAACUUAUUAGAUAUUUUCAUAAUCAGUCAACAUAAUAAACUAAAAACAAAAAGUUAAAAUGAAAUCCCAAGGAAACCUAUCAGUGUUUCCUGUGUUUGGGUAGAGGUACAAACAGAGCAGUUUUAAUUUCUAGUGCUGUAAAAAAAUGGCCAUAAAGAUCACUUUAGUUUAUUUUUCCAAAAUGUAACUUUGAGUAUUCUAAUGACAUAUUUUGUUAGUAGCUUAGAAAUGGAAAUAAAACAUAUGUAUCAUUAAAUAAUGCACAGCACAGGAGACUUAUAAAUGUUCUUUGGUCUUUAUGUUUAAAAUAAUGCAUGCUCAAAAACAUUUCACCCAGAGGAUUUUUUAAAAUCCCAAAAUUGAUAUUUAUUUAAACCUAUCUUAAGCUUUUCUGUUACAUAUUUAUAAUAUUCCUGCUAUUAAGAACAGUAUUGUUUUAUGACCAGCUCCCCUCCCAGAUCUAAAAUUCAGCUUUGAAAGUAUUGAACGUACUGUUCUUGCACUUAGGCUUCAAGCAUCAUGUAUUGAGUACCAGGACCGUAUCUUAGAGUUGUAUGUAUCAUAAUGUAUAGUCCAUUCAUGAAAAAUGUUUAAGUAUUGCUUUUUGCUGCUGUAUUCUGCACUGAGCCUAGUUUUGCCAUCUCCAGUGAAUGUAGUAUUAUCCAUAGAUUAUACAUAACUACAUCUAUUGCUUUUGGCAGUAAAUCAAGAUUUAGUUGUAAUUCUCCAGCUGUGAAAAUGUUGCCUUGUGUUUAAAAGGGUUUCAUGAAUGGAAACCUAAAACUAAGCUCAUUAGUGACAGACUGGCUUUCUUCACAUCCUUCCUUCACUGCCCCCACGCCCCCCUUCCUACCACCCCCAUAAGGGUGCUUAUUCUUUAA
Messenger RNA from Trichechus manatus latirostris (Florida manatee), 5133 nucleotides. It is a transcript of the gene RAB11FIP2, whose product is annotated as RAB11 family interacting protein 2. Gene Ontology annotation, biological process: regulated exocytosis. Gene Ontology annotation, molecular function: small GTPase binding. The record is from RefSeq and is a predicted model, not a curated record. Gene Ontology annotation, cellular component: endosome; phagocytic cup. The transcript has 5 exons. Lineage: Eukaryota; Metazoa; Chordata; Mammalia; Sirenia; Trichechidae. Bases 359 to 1897 code for a protein of 512 amino acids.